CUGGGUGACGACAGUGGCGGGUUCUCGGCGCUUGGCCUGCUUGUGAAGGCGCUGCGGCGGAGACUCCACGCGGUGCAUACUGCAGCUGGCUGGCGCCGGCCCGGGGGGACGGGCCAGGACCCCAGGCUCCCAUCACGGGCCUCACCCGCUCUUGUGUUCGCGGGGUCUGGAAAAGGCAGCUGCCCAGCCGAGCGGCCUGUGGACCUUGAGGCCGGCGCCUCUCUCUGGGCAGCAAGGCCCAGCGGCCUCGGGCAUCUGCCUCGUGCGCCCGCCAGUGCCGGAGACGAAGCGAGAACGGCAGCCACGAGGAGGGACCCCCGCUCGCCUGACAGGUCUCUCUCCGCGUCCUCCCCCGUAUUCUGGUGACACUCCCCGCCACCUUCUCCUCGAACCUGGACUCGCACUGCCUGCGCUCGUGGCGCAGCUGGUGCGGUGGGCGAGCCUGCCCUGCGCGCUAACGUGCUGCCCUCGUCCGGCGCCAUCCAGGUGGUCUUGGACCUGCGUCACCUUUUCUUGUUGGGACAAGGAUCAGUUAUCCCACUUUGCAGACCAGGAAACUGAGGCCAGACGAUUAAUACGCUCACAGACUCAGAGCUGGCUAGUGAAACGGCAACCAUGAAGUUGAAGGAGGCAAAAUCAAGGCCAAAGCCACCAAGCUAUGGCAAAUUUAAAACAAAAGGAAUCAGAGUUGUGGGGAAAUGGAAGCAGGUGAAGAUUGACCCAAAUGUAUUUGCAGAUGGACAAAUGGAUGACUUGGUGUGCUUUGAGGAACUGACAGAUUACCGAUUAGUCUCCCCUGCCAAGAAUCCCUCUGGCCUCUUCUCAAAGGAAGAGUCCAAGAAGAGGAAGGCCCAGGUUGUUUUAGAAGAAGAGGAGGAAAGGGAGUCUAGCUCCCCAAAGAAAAAGAUCAAGUUAAAGAAGAGUAAAGGUAUAGUAACUGAAGGAACCAGUACCAAGAAAGAGUUGGACGUUAAUGAUGCUGAGCCAGAGCCAGAGCCACAGGGAGAUGGCACUGUUUGUGCUGAGCCAGAAGUAGAGGAGAUUGUAUCAGAAAGCCUGGUCCAGACUGUUCCCAAAAAAAAGAAAAAGAAAAGGGUGAAAAAAAUGGAGCCUCCACAGAACACCGCUCCUAAGGUGCCUAAAAAAGCAAAGACAUGGAUGCCUGAAGUACACGACCAGAAGGCAGAUGUAUCUGCUUGGAAAGACCUGUUUGUGCCCAAGCCAGUUCUCCGAGCACUCAGCUUUCUAGGCUUCUCUGCACCCACACCAAUCCAAGCACUGACCUUGGCACCUGCCAUCCGUGAUAAACUAGACAUCCUUGGGGCUGCUGAGACAGGAAGUGGGAAAACUCUUGCCUUUGCCAUUCCAAUGAUUCAUGCAGUAUUGCAGUGGCUGAAGAGAAAGUCUGCCCCCAAUUCAGAUAACACUGUGGUGCUCCAUGGAGAGAACAGAAUUGAGACUGGAUCUGAGACUAGUUCUCCAAAUAAGGGCAGAACUGAGAGUGGAGUGUCACAUAAUGAGACUGGAAUUGAGAGUGAAGCACUGCCCAGCAAGACUAGAGGCAAGAUUUCAGACCAAAUGCUGCUCUUCUGUGAUGAUGAUGCUGAGGAAGGGCCUUCUUCCCUGGUCAAGGAGAAGCCUGUCUCCAAACAGAAUGAGGAUGAAGAGGAAAAGCUUGAUGAACAGCAGACUGGAAAAUUAAAACAAGAGUUAGAUGGCAAAAUUGCCACCUGUAGACCAUAUUCAAAGCAUCCUCUGCUUGGACUGGUUCUGACUCCCACUCGAGAGCUGGCCGUUCAGGUCAAGCAACAUAUUGAUGCUGUGGCCAAGUUUACAGGAAUUAAAACUGCUAUUUUGGUUGGUGGAAUGUCCACGCAGAAACAGCAGAGGAUGCUGAAUCGCCAUCCUGAGAUUGUGAUCGCCACUCCAGGCAGGCUGUGGGAGCUAGUUAAAGAAAAACACUCUCAUUUGAGCAACCUUCGGCAGCUCAGGUGCCUGGUUGUGGAUGAAGCUGACCGAAUGGUUGAAAAAGGCCAUUUUGCUGAGCUCUCACAGCUUCUAGAAAUGCUCAAUGACUCCCAAUACAACCCAAAGAGACAGACACUUGUUUUUUCUGCCACGCUGACUCUGAUACAUCAAACUCCUGCUCGAAUCCUUCAAAAGAAGCACGCCAAGAAAAUGGACAAAACUGCCAAACUUGACCUCCUCAUGCAGAAGAUUGGCAUGAGAGGCAAGCCUAAGGUCAUUGACCUCACGAGAAAUGAGGCCACUGUAGAGACACUGACAGAGACUAAGAUACACUGUGAGACUGAUGAAAAAGAUUUCUACCUGUACUACUUCCUGAUGCAGUACCCAGGCCGCAGCUUAGUGUUUGCCAACAGCAUCUCCUGCAUCAAACGCCUCUCUGGGCUCCUCAAAGUCCUGGAUAUCAUGCCGUUGACCCUACAUGCCUGCAUGCACCAGAAGCAGAGGCUCAGAAACCUGGAGCAGUUUGCUCGUCUGGAAGACUGUGUUCUCUUGGCAACAGAUGUGGCAGCUCGAGGUCUGGAUAUUCCUAAAGUCCAGCACGUCAUCCAUUACCAGGUUCCUCGUACCUCAGAGAUCUACGUCCACCGAAGUGGUCGAACUGCUCGAGCUACCAAUGAGGGCCUCAGCCUGAUGCUGAUUGGUCCUGAGGAUGUGAUCAACUUUAAGAAGAUCUACAAAACCCUCAAGAAAGAUGAGGAUAUCCCACUGUUCCCUGUGCAGACAAAGUACAUGGAUGCAGUCAAGGAGCGAAUCCGAUUAGCUCGACAGAUAGAGAAAGCUGAGUAUCGGAACUUCCAGGCUUGUCUGCACAACUCUUGGAUUGAGCAGGCAGCGGCUGCCCUGGAGAUCGAGCUGGAAGAAGAGAUGUUUAAAGGAAGAAAAGCUGACG
This is a messenger RNA of Tupaia belangeri chinensis (Chinese tree shrew), 2917 nucleotides long. It is a transcript of the gene DDX24, whose product is annotated as DEAD-box helicase 24. The record is from RefSeq and is a predicted model, not a curated record. Gene Ontology annotation, molecular function: nucleic acid binding; RNA helicase activity; ATP binding. Lineage: Eukaryota; Metazoa; Chordata; Mammalia; Scandentia; Tupaiidae.